Molecule: messenger RNA, 1862 nt
Organism: Colossoma macropomum (tambaqui)
Lineage: Eukaryota; Metazoa; Chordata; Actinopteri; Characiformes; Serrasalmidae
Gene: hoxa9a
Product: homeobox A9a
Exons: 2
Coding region: 1041-1862 (273 amino acids)
Biological process (GO): proximal/distal pattern formation; DNA-templated transcription; regulation of transcription by RNA polymerase II
Cellular component (GO): nucleus
Molecular function (GO): DNA-binding transcription factor activity, RNA polymerase II-specific; RNA polymerase II cis-regulatory region sequence-specific DNA binding
Source: RefSeq, a predicted model, not a curated record
AUUAAAAUUGAGUAAAUCUUGCAUCAAUAUUUUUAGGCACACAACCCUUUAUACAUUUGCGUAAUGAAUGGUUAAAUGAUGUUUUGUGCAUCGUGAUAUCAUUUAGGCCUGUAUAUUAAUUGCUAUAUUACUUGGAAAUGAUUUAAAAUCCUUUCAAACGCACUAUUUGAGGUUUCAAUAAAAUAUAAAGAACUUGCAACACAAUGAAGUAUGGAGGAAAUUGAAUACUUUUCGCGAAUAUCAAAAAUGGGAAUAUUACUGCACUUAAUUCAAUUUUUUUUUUUUCAGUGACUGUGAAAAACUAUGUAGAGGCAGUUACUGACGUGAAAUAAACUUGUCUUGUUAUCUGUCUUGUUAUGAUGAGGAUUGCAGCAUAAUUAUUACGAGCUACGCUGUUGUUGGAAGUGACUGAAAAAUGGAUAAUUUAACUACUCAGCGCUGCUCAGCCAUGAAUUCUAGUUACAAGUGUAAGAAAUAAACUGAUAAUUCAAGCAAUAUUGCAUUUAAAUUACGGAUUGUUUAUGUAAAUGGUGUAUAAAGUAUAACAUAAGUCGAAUCUCGCAGAGACUGAGAUCAUGUUUAAGGCAUGACUAGACUUCAAACUCAGUUGUCUUGUUUCGAAUAAAGAUGUUUUAUGUGAUCUCGCGCAUAAAAUAUUACACACCCUCAGACCCAUUUGGAUUGUUACAAACACUUUUACAGAUGGCUUGAAUUCUGAAAUCAAUCCCGUUUACUGGCUUUACAACUAUUCCUUCGGUGUUCCUGUAGACCCGAGCACUUCGCAACAUUCAUUGGUUAUUUUUUUUUUUUUUCAGUAGAUAGUUGGUGUUGUUAUAGGGCUCAUGGCGUUGGGCAAAACAAGCUUUUUUUACAGCGAGGACGAAUGAUUUAUCCUUUAUUGUUCAGUCCCUGUGAUCACGUGCUUACGGCACCCAAUCAAAUGGCAGAAUGCCUUCAACUUAUUAAGCGACUGGAGCUUUGCGAGGGGGGACGCAGCCUUUUGAUUCCCACACUUUAUUAUUUUGCGAGGCUGUUGGUGUAUGUGUGUUGGUGUGUGUGUGUGUGUAUAUGUGUGUGUGUUUUUUUUAAUGUGUGUAUAUGAAUGCGAGCGAGCCCCCACCAUGUCGACAUCCGGAGCUCUGACAGGAUACUACGUUGACUCUCUGCUACUACCGGAGAGCGAGGAAGCCCACUUUCCUGCAGGCCCGGGGCUUCUCCAGCACGCCAGGCAGUCUGCUCUACCAACCGAGCGCAGCGAGCUCGGGCCAUGCGUGUUUCCCUCGAAGCAGCCCGUGUAUGGCGGCUCAGGAUGGGGCCACAUACCCUCCGUGUAUCACUCGCACGCGCAAUCCCAGCCCCAGUUAGCGGGAGACUACGCACAGCCGUGGCUCCUGGACUCAGGCUGCGCUCCCCUGCCUCUGACUGAGCUGCCGGCCGUCCAUCACCACUUCCCUGCAAAACACGAGCUGCUCGGCCACGCUAACGGUGCGCUUUCCAGCUCCCAAGCUGCUCUCCUACAGGAGGACUUCACCAACGGUGGAUGCGCCACAGACACGGAUGCGCUGACCGCUCGCACUACAAAAGCAAGAGGCGAGGAACCAGAGAAACCAAGCGUCGAUCCAAACAACCCCGUGUCCAACUGGCUUCACGCGAGCUCCACGCGCAAAAAACGCUGCCCGUACACUAAGCACCAGAUCCUGGAGCUGGAGAAGGAGUUUCUCUUUAAUACAUACCUCACGCGCGACCGCAGGUACGAGGUGGCGCGCCUCCUCAAUCUCACUGAGAGACAGGUCAAAAUCUGGUUCCAAAACCGCAGGAUGAAGAUGAAAAAACUGAACAAAGACGGCACGAAAGACGAGUGA